Eurytemora carolleeae is the source of this 524-nucleotide messenger RNA. RefSeq lists its product as uncharacterized. The record is from RefSeq and is a predicted model, not a curated record. The annotation marks the transcript as partial. Lineage: Eukaryota; Metazoa; Arthropoda; Copepoda; Calanoida; Temoridae. The transcript has 4 exons.
UCCUUUUUUACAGACAACUCCUCACGACCUCACAAUCGAUGCUGAGAAGACUGAUGAUGGUUCCGUGAAUAUAAAAGUUAGCGCUAAAACUCCAUUUAAGGGUAUCCUGAUUACCAGUACAGCUGCGGGUCAGUUCAAGGUUCCUGACGGUCAACCUCUCAAAAUUAUGUCAUGUACAGGAAUAACACACACUGAUAACGAACCCAAAUCAGAGAUUAGUGCAACAUUUGUUAAGACUGACCCUUCUGCAGAGGCUGAAUUUAACAUGAUUGUUAUGCGAGAUUUCGAAACAUAUUGGAACGAUAUCAAGUUCAGCUGAUUCAAGAUCAGUUAAUUCAAAAACAGCUGAUUCAAGUUCUACUGCUUGAAAACAGCUAAUCGGAGGAUUUAAAAAUAUCAAGCUCAAGAGUAAAACGAAUUACAUAUUUCAUUAUGUUUUUUUUCUUUUAAAAAUAAAAGCCUUUUUAUAUACAACUGCUAUGUCCGAAUAUAAAAUGGCAAUAAUAAACAACAAAGAAUUGUAA